UUUUCAGACGUGCGUCUGCACUACGUAUAUCAACCAAUAAUUCUACCAAAUAUUCCAUACAUCAUGACUAUAGGAAAUAACUGGUAAAGAAAGGAAAAAUAAUUACGGGGAAGUAUUCCGCCCGAAUCGUGGCAUUCCUUAAUGAGACGCCGCCGUUACAAGGUAUGAUGCCGGCCAGUCGUGUUUCAGAAUCGUCAUAGGAUAAUUAUAUAAGAUGCUCUGGCCACUUGACCAGGCUUUACUCGCUCACUGUUAGCCCUGACAUUCAUUUCAGUCUCUUCAUGCUCGUGGGAAUGGUAUUUAUACUAUAUGAAUGUGACGCCUAAUUAUUUAUUGUCAUUUGCGUGCGCUAUACGUGACGAUCCUUUCUCAAAGCCAACUAUGCUUCGCUAAGACGCGGACACAGCUUUUCAGUGCUCGUGCAUUCUUGAUUGGAAAAUUCUACGGUCCAUUUGAUUCAGUCUUCUGCAAUUGUUAUUCAAAAAAGGAAGAGGGACAAUUGACCAUUUUUGAAGAUCAAGAAUGUAUGCUUUGGCUGUUGUUAUCUUUUGUAUGCUGAAAAAUACUGUAGAAUCUAGGACAAUUGGUUGUGUGCUGGAAUCUGUACCAGGGACACGGAACCAGUUUACAGUUCAAGUAUCAACAACUGGCCAAUCAAAAGUCUUCUACUGUGCCAAUGGUACAGUGUUUGAUCAACAAGCAUGUGUUUGUGUCAACAACAUGGAUCCAAACAUGAGUCCAACAGCUCCUCCUAUUCGUCGCUCAACAAGAACUUCUCUGGACUUUCUUGGUCCUACCACGGUUCCACCAUGUAUGUUCAAACCGGAUGUAGACCGACAUUAUUACCUAGAGCAAGUACAUAUGUCUUCCUGGAAGAGGAGGCCGUGUGCUUACGGCACGCUUUUUAAUGAGGAGAAAUGCAUGUGCAUAGACCGGGCACCUAUAUCUACCUCAAUUUGUAGACCCAGUUUUGCAUUAGAUUUUGAUUCCAAACCUAUCCGAGAUACUUCAAAUAUGCAAGUUUAUCUAAGUAAUGAAGGCGUGGAAUCAGUUGUGAAGUCUGGGCAAUUUAACAAACAAGCUCGUCUUCACAUACCCAUGUUCUCCUGGAUAGGUCACAAGAUGACCAUCAACUUCCGGUUUUUCGAGUGGAGCGGUGGGGACAGAGAACAAACACUUAUUGCAAAUUGUUAUCAUUCAAAUGCUAUGUCAAGUGGAAUGGGUUCUAUCGAAGUAAUGCUAAAAGACGAAACCAAGGAAGUUAUUUUCCGAAUAAAAACGACACAGUCACCGAUGCGGGAAAUAGCUGUUCCGUAUCCUACAAAAAGCUGGAAAAAUGUUACCUUGACAUAUGAUGGAAGAUAUUUCAGAGGGCAAGUGAAUGACCGAGAAGCCACAGUUCAAGUUAGAGGAAAUAUCGAAAGCCGUGCUGAGGGAUUUUACAUAGGGCAGUGCCCAAGAAGAGCUGAUGGCUCAAGACGAGCCUAUGUUGGCUAUAUUGAUGAUCUUAAGUUUUAUAAAUGUGUCCGGCCAGAUAUUCGUAAUCCAGGAUUGCCUUAGACUACUUAACUGAAAUCCAGUAAAUGGAUAAUCCUUCAGUGACAAUCUGUGAAUGACAGUUAACCUCAGUUAUCCGACAGAAGUUUUCCGAGGAAUUCCCGAAAAGUCACGUGGAUGAACCAUGUCUAUUUAUAGAAUGCCGUGUUUGAUUUUCUUGGUGUUUGAACUGUACGAUACUAAUUUAUUGGGACAGUACUUAAGUUGUUGUGUAUUGUCAGUGCAGCAUGGUUGUGAUACUCAGGUACCUUUAAUGUGACAAUGUUUCUGUCUGCUGUUUGUAUUGUGUAAACAUUUUUCUAUCGAUGCGUUAUUUGUUCUAGUUGUAGAACGUAUUAAUUUAAUUGUAAAUACAAACUUAUUUGUUGAUGAUACCUCAUUGAAAAACAGUGACUACUAUUUUUGCAAUUCCCAAUUAAAAGUUAAACAUUAAAACUAUUUUUUCAGAGAGUCGUUAAUUUACAUUAUGUACAUGAUGAUUUGUGUAACGAAAAUGGUCAGAUAUCAAUCGUUUUGAAAUUUCUUGUCUAAUUUGAUUAUAAAUUAAUUGUCUUGACUUCUGUUGCUGAAACAAUUGGUACAAUUACUGACAAAUCUCAAUUUAAAAAAAAGACAUGAAAAACAAAAUUUCUAAAAUGUUAAAUUGUAUGCACUCCUCGUUAAAAUACGAACGUGAAUAAUACUAAUUACAUUGUGUAAAUGAAGAUGCAUGUUCGCUUUAUCAUAAUUUCUUUGUCAAAUAACCAAAUCAAAUUUUAAUAAAAUUAUAAAAUAAACAACUUAAUCAGAAUUAUUUAUUCAAUAAAAUGAGGAGUUGGCAUUUAUCCAUGUCCAUUUGUUAAUUUCAAAAAAGUAGAGGCAUUAAGAAAAUCUUCUAUAUGCGAAACGUUAUUUGAAGAAUUCGUAGUCAGGAGAGCAUUCUCUUCUCUG
This is a messenger RNA of Saccostrea echinata, 2487 nucleotides long. Its product is annotated as asparagine-rich protein-like. The transcript is spliced from 9 exons. The record is from RefSeq and is a predicted model, not a curated record. Bases 523 to 1560 code for a protein of 345 amino acids. NCBI's taxonomy places the organism in Eukaryota, Metazoa, Mollusca, Bivalvia, Ostreida, Ostreidae.